ACACUGCUUGGCUAGGGAAUGAGGGAAGAUGAUAGCCAAUUGAAUGGAACAUCCAUUCGGGGGCGGGGUCAAAGAGGGACACGCCCCCUCCCCGCCCCCUCGUACCAAACUACACUUCCCAUUGUGCCCUCUCGCGCUUCCUGCCGCGCUGCACGCUGGGAGUGCAGGACCGCGAGGCCUCAAGGUAUUUUGGAACUCGUAUUCUUUAGUCAACUAGGUCCUAAAAGUUAUAAGCUAUUAUAAUUCUCUCUUUUUCCCUAGAUAAACUUUUUUAAGCUCUCACUUCGACAGUAGUUAUUCUAAUAAUAAUUAGCUUAUUGUUUCAAAAUGUAACACAUUAUUUCUUAGCAAAGAAAGUUAAUGAUGUGUUCCAUCGCAAUCUGUCAGGACCUGGGAGCCUCUUCUUCCGCCCUGGCAGGGUCUCCACAGAAGAUUUGUUGCCGUCAUGUCGGCUGCGAUUGCAGCUCUGGCCGCUUCCUAUGGUUCGGGUUCAGGGUCCGAAUCGGACUCGGACAGUGAGAGCAGUCGGUGUCCGCUGCCAGCCGCCGACUCCCUCAUGCACUUGACUAAAUCGCCUUCAGCAAAGCCGUCUCUAGCAGUGGCAGUGGACUCGGCUCCGGAGGUGGCAGUUAAGGAAGAUUUGGAGACUGGAGUUCACCUUGACCCUGCCGUCAAAGAAGUUCAGUAUAAUCCUACCUAUGAGACCAUGUUUGCUCCUGAGUUUGGACCAGAAAAUCCCUUUAGGACACAGCAAAUGGCUGCCCCUAGAAAUAUGCUUUCUGGAUAUGCCGAACCAGCUCAUAUCAAUGAUUUCAUGUUUGAGCAGCAAAGGAGAACUUUUGCAACAUAUGGUUAUGCAUUAGACCCUUCAUUAGAUAAUCAUCAAGUGUCUGCUAAAUAUAUUGGUUCUGUAGAAGAAGCUGAAAAAAAUCAAGGUUUAACUGUAUUUGAAACUGGUCAGAAGAAAGCAGAAAAGAGGAAGAAGUUUAAAGAAAAUGAUGCAUCCAAUAUUGAUGGUUUCUUGGGACCAUGGGCAAAAUAUGUGGAUGAAAAAGAUGUAGCCAAACCUUCAGAAGAAGAGCAAAAAGAAUUGGAUGAAAUCACAGCAAAGAGGCAGAAAAAAGGAAAACAGGAAGAAGAGAAACCUGGGGAGGAGAAGACAAUCUUACAUGUUAAAGAAAUGUAUGACUAUCAAGGCAGGUCCUAUCUUCACAUACCUCAGGAUGUUGGUGUUAAUCUACGGUCAACUAUGCCACCUGAGAAGUGUUAUCUUCCCAAAAAACAAAUUCAUGUGUGGUCUGGACACACAAAGGGCGUCAGUGCAGUCAGAUUGUUUCCUCUCUCUGGCCAUUUAUUGCUGUCUUGUUCCAUGGACUGUAAAAUUAAGCUAUGGGAGGUUUAUGGAGACCGGCGCUGUCUGAGAACAUUUAUUGGUCACAGUAAGGCUGUUAGGGAUAUCUGCUUCAAUACUGCAGGAACACAAUUCCUCAGCGCAGCCUAUGACAGGUAUCUUAAGCUCUGGGACACUGAGACAGGACAGUGUAUAUCAAGAUUUACAAACCGAAAAGUACCUUACUGUGUCAAAUUCAAUCCUGAUGAAGAUAAGCAAAAUCUCUUUGUGGCUGGGAUGUCUGAUAAGAAGAUUGUGCAAUGGGACAUUCGAAGUGGAGAAAUUGUGCAGGAAUAUGAUCGGCAUUUGGGAGCUGUCAACACCAUUGUUUUUGUGGAUGAGAAUAGGAGAUUUGUGAGCACAUCUGAUGAUAAAAGCCUAAGAGUUUGGGAAUGGGAUAUCCCUGUGGAUUUCAAGUACAUAGCAGAACCCAGUAUGCACUCAAUGCCUGCAGUGACUUUGUCUCCAAAUGGAAAAUGGCUAGCAUGCCAAUCAAUGGACAACCAAAUCUUAAUCUUUGGAGCACAGAACAGAUUUAGAUUAAAUAAGAAAAAAAUUUUUAAGGGCCAUAUGGUAGCAGGCUAUGCUUGUCAGGUGGACUUUUCACCAGACAUGAGUUAUGUGAUUUCAGGAGAUGGAAAUGGAAAAUUAAACAUUUGGGACUGGAAGACCACAAAACUCUACAGUCGAUUUAAAGCUCAUGAUAAAGUGUGUAUAGGUGCAGUGUGGCAUCCUCAUGAAACUUCUAAGGUCAUAACAUGUGGUUGGGAUGGUCUCAUUAAAUUGUGGGAUUAAUGAGAUUAAUCCUUAAACUAGCUGGGAUCAUUUUUGAUCCAUUGUCAUAUUUAUAUUUAAUUAUUAAAUGUAUCAGAUGAUAACUUGAUUUACAGAUAAUGUUGAUGACAUUGACCCUUUGUUUAAAAAAAGAAACUGUAAAUUUGACAUAAUUUCAUUUGCAACUUCAUUUUGUUUUUUAUAAAUGUUAUUUAUACAGAAAGUGGCUAUUGACUUUCUAUUUGACAAGUAGUUAUAAUUGGCAAGCAGUUUGAGUUUACACUCAUAACAUACUGAAAGCAUCUCUUUGGGGUCAAGAAAGAAUCCCUAGUGGAUUUGGGAUUCUAGAGGAGGUGUUAUAAUUAAUUAUUCAGAAAAAUGCAUGUAUUUACCUCUUCAACCAAAAGGACAGUAAAGAAUAGGGAUAAUAUAUUUUAAUGUAAAUUUGGAAGAAGGAUAAAAUCACCCACAGUUACUCUCCCUAUUAUUUUCACUGGGUCAAGUUUUAAUCUUUUGGCUUCAUGAGUUCCACUCCCUUUGAUGACAUAUGUUGUAUAUUUUUAGUUGUAAAGCAGUAAUCUUUAACUGCAGCAUUCCUCUAAUUAUAAACAAUGAAAAAUAAAAAUCAGUCCAGAGUUCUUUUGUUGACUUAAUUCCUGAUCAGUAUAGACAGGACUAUAUAUAUAUUUAAUCAGAUAAUUACAUUGUAUCUGAAGAUGGAACUCAGGAGAAUGCACCAAGACUUUGAAUUGUAUUUACAUUCACUGUCAGUAAAGACCUGGCUACACUUUGAGAAAUCAGGAUCUCCUAGGUCAUUGCUUCGCAGCUGUAAUUACUGAAAUCCUCCUCAUAGGAGAUAAAGUACGAGGGGUAGAGUCCAAGAUGUCAACUUGUAAUUUCUUUGAAGUCAUAUGUUUUAUCUUUAAAAUUAUUCUUAUUUUGCCUGUGAAUAUAUACAACAGGACUUUUUAAGAUUAAAAAAUUUUUAGACCUCUAUGUCUGAAAAAAAAAAUGACACUCCUGGAAGAUGGCUAGGGUUCCCCAGUUUUAGAAGCAGUGGCCAUGGUGAAAAAUAGUUUUUGAAAACAUCAGAUUAUAAAAUCAAGAUAGGCCGGACGCGGUGGCACAUGCGUGUAAUCCCAGCACUUUGGGAGGCUGAGGCAGGUGAAUCACCUGAGGUCAGGAGUUCAAGACCAGCCUGGCCAACAUAGUGAAACCCCAUCUCUACUAAAAAUACAAAAAUUAGCCGGGCGUGGUGGCUGGCGCCUGUAAUUCCAGCUACGCAGAAGGCUGAGGCAGGGAGAAUUGCUUGAACCCAGGAGUGGAGGUUGCAGUGAGCUGAGAUCAUGCCACUGCACUCCAGCCUGGGCGACAGAGCGAGACUCACCUCAAAAAAUAAAAUAAAAUCAAGAUAACCUCUUGAAUGUAGUAGCUCAUAGCACUUUAAUUUGGCAAGCCAUUUUUCCUGUUUUAUUAUAAAUCUAUAUUAGAUGUUUGAAUAUGGUUUGAAAUAUUUCACUACCGUGCUGAAAAAGAUUGGUUAAUAGCUGCUUGGAGUGCUAACUGGAAGAUCAAAAUCAUGUCUCUUGCUGAUAACCUAAGAGCAUUAAGCUCUGAGUCCAGUGAGGUCAUAGCAGUGUAUGCUCCUUGCCCUUACGGAGUGUCUGUUUUUAGAAAUUUAGAUUUUAAAAGGCGUGGGACAUACGACCAGGCCCUAUAGCCACAUAAAAAUAAAUUUCGUAGAAAAAGAAUAACAGCGGAGAUAUAUUUUUUGACAUAGAGGCACCCAAAGAAAUACAAACAUUGCCUAGCUGCUGCCAUUUCUGUAACUGCCCAGAAGGGUGACAGAUUUCUGAAGGGGAAAGGAUUCAGAUAUGACCUUUUCUUUAGUCCCAACCACUAGUUUUAACAAAUGUGAAUUAUUGAAAUGUGAAGGGACAAAAAGAAUCAUACAUUUAAACUGUCUUGUUCAGCAUACCGAUAUUGUAUGUUACAGAUCAUCAUUUCUAAAUCUGGAUUGAUUCUGUUGUGUUUUUGACUGUUUCUAAAGUAAGUGUAUAUAAAAGUUGUCUCCUUUUUAAAAAGAUCGUAUUUUUAAAUAAAGCAUUUUUUGUAGAAAGUGCUAUCAAAA
Messenger RNA from Pongo pygmaeus (Bornean orangutan), 4295 nucleotides. It is a transcript of the gene CDC40, whose product is annotated as cell division cycle 40. NCBI's taxonomy places the organism in Eukaryota, Metazoa, Chordata, Mammalia, Primates, Hominidae. The record is from RefSeq and is a predicted model, not a curated record. Gene Ontology annotation, cellular component: catalytic step 2 spliceosome. Gene Ontology annotation, molecular function: mRNA binding; protein binding. The coding region runs from base 446 to 2185 and encodes 579 amino acids. The transcript has 15 exons. Gene Ontology annotation, biological process: mRNA splicing, via spliceosome.